AUGGCGGAACGAGCCCUCACCCAGCUGCUGAGCCAGCUCAAGCACUCGCCGUCGAUGAGUUACGAUGACGCAAACAAACUCCUCUCCAAGGCCAAGCUGGCCCUCCUCCGUCUACACGCGCUUACGCCGUCGCCGGCCGCCUCGCCGGCGCUCCUCGCCGCAGCUCGCGAGACGUACGAGCAGGGUGCCCUCUUCGCCAUUCGUGCCCGCAACCCCGACGCCUUUACCCGCUACGUCCAGCAGCUGCAGCCCUUUUAUGAGCUGCCCUCGGCCCGCCUCGCCCCCAACUUGCCUGAGCGCAACAAGGUCACCGGCCUCGGCCUGCUGCUGCUCCUCACCCAGGGCCGCUACGCCGAGUUCCACUCGGAGCUCGAGAGCCUCGCCAACCGGGACGGCGGCGGCACCGCCGGCGACGUCGAGGGCGACCGCUACUUGGGCUACCCUAUCCGUCUGGAGCGCUGGCUGAUGGAGGGCAGCUACGAUCGGGUAUGGAAGGCCAUGAAGAGCAGCGAGGUUCCAUGUGAUGAAUACAGCGUCUUUUCAGAGAUUCUAAAAAACCAGAUUCGCUCCGAGAUUGCGAGCAGCAGCGAGCGCGCAUACCCCAGCCUUCCCAUAAGCUCGACCAAGUCCCUCCUCUUCCUAGAUUCGGAAGGCGAAGUUAUACAGUUUGCCGAACACCGCGGCUGGCAUGUCCGUGAUGGCCAUAUCUACUUCCCCGACGAGGCUGCCGAUGCUGGUGAGGAUGCUGUACAGAGCAAGGAAAUGAGCCAAAUGGUCAUUGAAAACACACUGGGAUAUGCUAGGGAGCUGGAGACUAUAGUUUAG
Molecule: messenger RNA, 825 nt
Organism: Cordyceps militaris CM01
Lineage: Eukaryota; Fungi; Ascomycota; Sordariomycetes; Hypocreales; Cordycipitaceae
Product: 26S proteasome non-ATPase regulatory subunit Rpn12
Exons: 2
Coding region: 1-825 (274 amino acids)
Biological process (GO): proteasome-mediated ubiquitin-dependent protein catabolic process
Cellular component (GO): proteasome regulatory particle, lid subcomplex; nucleus; proteasome regulatory particle
Source: RefSeq, a predicted model, not a curated record